AUGGAGUCUACCGUUGUAAAUUCUCUUGCUUUGUCGCUGCGUGAGUGUAGAAGUGCGAGCGAGGGGAAACGCAUCCACAGCCAGAUCCAGUCCCUAGGGCACGGCCACGACCGGUAUCUUGCGAAUCUUCUCAUCCAGAUGUACGGAAGGUUCGCGAGGUCCCAAGAAGCGUACGAAGUCUUUGCUGGGAUCAAGCAGCCCAAUGUUUACUCGUGGAAUAUAAUGGUCAGUGCCUAUGUCCAGUGUGGAUUGAUCUCGGAAGCUAAAUCUAUGUUUGAUAGGAUGCCGGAGCGUGACACUGUCUCGUGGAAUGCGAUUCUCGCGGCAUAUGCGCAACAAGGGCUUCUUGACGAGGCCGAGGAGAUCUUUCAAGCUAUUCCAAACCCUAACGGAGUGUCCUGGAACACACUUGUCAAUGCCUAUUGUCAAUUUGGAAACAUCGAGAGGGCUGCCGAGAUCUGGAGCGCAAUGCCAAACAAGAACACUGUCUCCACAUCCGCAAUGGUUCUAGCAUAUGCCCAACUUGGGCAGCUCAAUUUUGCGGAGAGACUCUUUAAAUCACUGCCGCAGAAGGAUGUUUCGUGCUGGACAGCUCUACUGCUUGGUUACGCUCGUCAUGGCCAGAUUUCUCUUUGCAAGAAGUUCUUUGAUCGAAUGGAAGAGCGUGAUAUAGUUUCCUGGACUGUGAUGCUUCAGGCAUAUGCCCAAUCUGGGCAUAUCGACGCUGCGAAGGAUAUCUUUUCCAGAAUGCCCGACUGGAAUCUAAUCUCCUGGAAUGCAAUGCUUGCGGUAUAUGCCGAGAACGAGAGCCUGGAAUCCACGCUUGCGUUCUUUGAAACACUAAAAGAGCGAGACAUUGUGUCAUGGAGCACGGUGCUGGGAGCAUAUGCGCAAAAUCGGCCCGGCAAGCUCUAUGACCUCCUAGAGACCGUACCAGAGCUCAACGUGGUGGCCACGACCACGGUGGUCCAGGGUUUUGGGCAGUACGGAGACGUGGUAAGCGCACGGCUGUGGUUCAAACGGAUGCCGGAGCUCAACCUGGUUGCGUGGAGUACCAUGGUACAGGAUGCCAGAGUGGGACGUGAUUGCGUGGACGACGAUGCUGGCGACAAGUGCCGCGUUUGA
This is a messenger RNA of Selaginella moellendorffii, 1125 nucleotides long. Its product is annotated as pentatricopeptide repeat-containing protein At4g02750-like. The record is from RefSeq and is a predicted model, not a curated record. The transcript is spliced from 2 exons. The coding region runs from base 1 to 1125 and encodes 374 amino acids. Gene Ontology annotation, cellular component: intracellular membrane-bounded organelle. Gene Ontology annotation, molecular function: protein binding; RNA binding. NCBI's taxonomy places the organism in Eukaryota, Viridiplantae, Streptophyta, Lycopodiopsida, Selaginellales, Selaginellaceae. Gene Ontology annotation, biological process: RNA modification.